This is a messenger RNA of Tribolium castaneum (red flour beetle), 2699 nucleotides long. It is a transcript of the gene Dis3l2, whose product is annotated as Dis3 like 3'-5' exoribonuclease 2. The transcript has 4 exons. Gene Ontology annotation, biological process: miRNA catabolic process; mRNA catabolic process. Lineage: Eukaryota; Metazoa; Arthropoda; Insecta; Coleoptera; Tenebrionidae. The record is from RefSeq and is a predicted model, not a curated record. Gene Ontology annotation, molecular function: 3'-5'-RNA exonuclease activity; RNA binding. Gene Ontology annotation, cellular component: P-body. Bases 113 to 2647 code for a protein of 844 amino acids.
AUUUGUUUGGCUGACUGCACCCUAACCCCACUUUACUGGCACUUGAAAAAUGUGACGUUUAUCGACAUUUCACAAUAUUUUUUCACUCUUACUUCGCCACAAACUUAUCAAAAUGACAAAUUCCCCGGGACCAAGCACCUCAACGACCGUCAAGACAACCGACCCUGACCUUAAGAAGAAAAAACGCACGCGUCGGAAGCCCCGCACCCGCUCCAAGAAAGACACUGACUCGCCCCCCGACGUCGACCUGCUGCCUCUACUGCCAACUUUCCACAUUCAACCGGUCGGCAGCCCCCAUGCCACUGUCUACAAACUGCGAGACCAGUCCCAAGGCCCCAUCAACUUACAGUCUUUGCUCAAGUGCAGUUUAUUUCACACGAGAGUGCCAAGCUGUGACCCCAACUCGGCCCUAAACCUCUUACAGAAAAUUUCCAAUUUGGCUGUUAAUGGAAUUCGCGAAGCUAGUUCCUCGAAAAAGAAGAAAGGGAAGCGGAAAGAACGUGUUUUUUUCCCGGAGUAUUUAAGCGAGGCGGAGGUCGAGUCCGGGCUGGAAACAAGGGAGUUGAUGAAGGGUUAUAUUAGGAUUAACCCCAAAAAUGCGAAAGAAAGUUAUGUGGGAAAUGAGGAUGUUUCCAAGACGGAUUAUAUGAUUACGUCCGUUUUGGACCGGAACCGGGCCUUUGACGGCGACGAGGUCGUUUUGAGGCUCAAAACAGAAACGGAAGAUAAGAAAAAGACCAUGGAGGUUGUUUACAUCACAAAGAAGAUUCACCCCCGGACCGCUGUUGGUUUCCUUGCCCCCAUUGAAAAGAAUAAAGAGUACGCCCUGUUCACCCCACGCGACAAACGCAUCCCGAAAAUCAAAAUUCCGAGAAUAAGUUGGCCAAGUGGUUUCCAAUCCAAACCCCAACUAUACCAAGACAUUCUUUUCAUCGUUAAAAUAACGGAUUGGAAAGACGUAAAGUAUGCCAUAGGCACGAUUACCGAGAAUUUGGGUUUGAGUGGUGAUCUCAAAAUCGAGUCUUUGGCGAUUUUGCGCGAAUUUUGUCUCGAUCCGACUCCGUUCGGUGACGAUAUCAGGCCAUUCCUGCCAAAAAGUUCGAAAAUUUCAACAAGUGACUUAAAAAAUCGUGAGGAUUUACGCAAAGAGUGUGUUUUUACGAUUGAUCCAAUCACAGCACGCGAUUUGGACGAUGCUUUGUCGUGCAAGGAGUUGCCAAAUGGGAAUUACGAAGUUGGCGUUCACAUUUCCGAUGCUUCGUUUUUCCUUCCGGAAAACACGCGACUGGACGAAAUUGUGAAAAGCAAAGCUACUACGAUCUACAUGGUUGACAGUGUGUAUCACAUGCUUCCGGUGGAGUUGUGCUUCCAUUGUUCGCUACUUCCGGGUGAAGAUAAACUCGCAUUUAGUGUUUUUUGGGAGUUGACACCGACUGGUGAUAUAGUCGAUUUUCGGAUCAAGCGAUCAGUGAUCAAUUCAUGUGUUCAACUAGCCUACGAGCAUGCGCAAGUCAUGAUUGAUGAUCCGGACCGGAAGUUUGAACGAGACGAGCUUCCGGAGAUUUACAACGGGUUUAAUGCACAUGAUCUCAGUAAGCGGGUCAAUGAUUUGCAAAGGAUUGCCGUUUGUUUGAGGGAGAAACGGAGGCAAAAUGGGUCGUUGAAAAUUGAUCAAAUUAAAAUUGGUUUCGUGCUGGAUCCAGCAACCGGAGAACCGAAAGAGUUUUACAUUUGUGAAAAUAAACCAGCGCAUAGAUUAAUAGAGGAGUUUAUGCUUUUGGCCAACAUGACCGUGGCCAAGUGGAUAAAUGAGGCCUACCCGGACCUGGCCUUUCUGAGACUUCACGAGGCGCCCAAGCCGACCAUGAUGACCGAGCUCCAAAAAAGCCUCGAAACCCUGGGCCUCCACAUCGACAUCUCCACUUCGGGGGGCAUCCAAGCCUCCUUGAACAAGUACAUCAGUGAGGACGAUUUUGGCAAAGCCCGCAUGAUCGUCCUCAACCACCUCCUGGCCAAGCCUAUGAAGAGGGCGCGAUAUUUUUGUGCCGGUGCCCUUGAGGAGGAGCUCGAUUACAGUCAUUACGCCCUCAGUAUACCCAUCUACACCCACUUUACGUCACCAAUCCGUCGAUAUGCUGACAUAAUGGUGCACAGACUGCUCGCAGCGAGUUUAAACUAUCGAGAGAAACCCACUUGGGCGCCUGAGGAGGUGGCAACGAUUGCCGAAACGUGUAACCGGCAGAAAUAUCACGCCAAGCGGGCCGGGGAGGCUAGUAGUGACCUGUUUUUGGCCCAUUUUGUCGAAAAGAAUCAACCAGUGAUUGAAAAUGCAGUGGUUGUGGAUGCGAAAGAAAGGUCUAUUGAUGUUAUUGUGAUUAGGACGGGAAGUGUUGUCAGGAUUUAUACAAAUAAUUUUGGGGAUAAAGUUACGUGGAAAAGUGAGGAAAUUAAAGUAAGGAAAAGUUCAAGCGAUGAGGAAACUGCGAAGAAGAUGUGGAAGAUUUUUGUUAAAUUUCCAAGGACUGUCGAGGAACCGGAAGUUUGCAUCGUUUUGGAAAUUUUUACGUUGGUGAGAGUCGAAUUGGCACGGAAGCACAAAACGAACAAAUUGGACGCGAAAUUGUUGAGGCCGAUACAACUCGUGUAAGGCGAGUUCAAAGCAAUUAAAAAAAAAAUUAAAAUAAACGAACUGUUAAAAA